AUGGCGCCAACUAGACUGAGCGGCCGAGAUGCUGAGCCACCCAAAUUGCGACGCAUACCACAGCUCCAAGGCGAGAGCAACUACCGGGAUUGGGAGUCAGCCCUGUUCUUUGUGCUUACGUUCCACGGCAUCAAGAGGUAUGUCCCCGACGGCGUGGAGGAGGAGGAGGGGGAGGACGACGACGACGACAAUGAAGAUGAAGAUGAGAAGGGACGGGUUUGGCGGGAGCGCAUGUGGGAAUAUUCCCUUGUGAGAGAAUACAUUGACUCCAGGUUCGUCGACCGUCUCGAGUGCUACGGCUUGAAGUUUGGCAAAGACGAGGAAUACCAUCCCAAGAAGCUAUACGACACCAUCGUCAAGUGUAUCGGCCCACGUGCAAAACAACAACAACUUGCGACCGAGAAGCUGGUGGAUGAGUGGUUGGCCAAGCGAUGUUGA
Sordaria macrospora k-hell is the source of this 438-nucleotide messenger RNA. RefSeq lists its product as uncharacterized. The record is from RefSeq and is a predicted model, not a curated record. NCBI's taxonomy places the organism in Eukaryota, Fungi, Ascomycota, Sordariomycetes, Sordariales, Sordariaceae.